AUGGGUGUUAAGUUUGUGAUAUACACCGGGGGAAAGUGGGAGGUUGUUAACGGGAACAUCGAGUAUGUUGCCGGUCACGAUUGUAUUACUAGACGUGGUUUAGAAGUUGAAACCAAUUUUUCCUACAUCACUUUUUUAAGUUAUAUUCGCAAGAUGUGUGAUAUUCAAAAUAUUACUCGGAUAUCCUACCGGAUGUCUUCGUUUACAGAUCCGAUCGAUAUAAUGAAUGAUAAUGAUGUUGUUUUUUUCUUUAAUUUGGCUGAGAGUAAACCGUUUGAAUUAUUUCAGUUAUAUGUCAUUCAAGAACCCGGUGUUGAGUCUUCUGAUUGCGCAUUUUUAAACAAUUUCAGAGUUCCUGGUUUAAAUUUAUCUUUUGAUGAAAGUGAUAAAAAAAUUUAUGAAAACUGUACCCAAUUAUACUUACCGAGUAAUAGCCAAGGCAUAUCUUCUAUUGUGUUCGAGCCAGGCCACAUUUUUAAUAGCAAAGAGGAAAUGAAACUUGAAUUGGGUAAAAAAUGUUUGAUAGAACGAUUUGAGUUUAAAGUUGACAGAUCGUCUAAAACACGGUACGAAGUGUCAUGUUCUGUUGAUGGUUGUGAGUGGCGUUUUAGGGCAUACGGCUUUGCUGGUGAUAGCGCAUUUUAUGUUAAAUAUUUCAACGAUAAACACACUUGUUCAAAGACGCUCACACACCCACAUUUUCGUCAGGAAAACCUCCAAGUUGUGGGUCAUUAUUUAGUGCCUCAAUUAAAAGACGGUGGUCAAAUUUAUCGCGGAAACGAGAUAAAGUCCGAUUUUAAACAAAAUUUAGGAAUUGAUAUUAGUUACAUGCAAGCAUGGCGUGGAAAAUGUCAUGCUUUAGAACUCUUGCAAGGUACAAGCAGAGAUUCUUUUGCCGAACUCCCAAUUUAUUGUUACAAUUUGGAGCGGGCGAAUCCGGGAACAGUGACUCACAUUUGGAUUGACGACGAGAGUCGGUUUGAAAUGGUCUUUGUGGCUAUUGGUGCAGCGGUUCGUAGUUUUAUGCGUAAUUUAAGACCUGUUAUUAUUAUAGACGCUGCCCAUUUGAAGGGUGAAUUUAAAGGAACAUUGUUUUUAGCAGUUGGCAUGGACGGAAAUAACCAGAUUUUACCAAUUGCCUAUGGAAUAGGCAAAUCAGAGGAUGGUGCUUCUUGGACAUGGUUCCUCUCAAAGCUUAAAGGCUGUGUUGGUGAAAUUCCAGAUAUGGCGAUCAUAUCGGAUAGGGCCAAUUCAAUACAUUUAGCUGUAAGCAACGUGUUUCCACACGCUUAUCACGUUCCUAGAAUACGGAACACUUUAGUAAGUAUUGGGUUUGGUCGGUGGGCAAGAGCGCAUUGUCCCGGCAAUCGAUAUCAUUAUAUGACAUCUAACAGUGCAGAGUCAAUUAACGCUUUGUCUAAAGACUAUCGUAAAUUGCCAGUAACCCAACUUAUUGAAUUUUUCCGUCAAUCUGUUCAAAAAUGGUUCUAUGAUCGUCGGCUGGAGGGAAUUAAGGAAAGACAUGAGCUUACCCAGUGGGCUCAAAAAAAAAUUGCAAAGAAAAUUGAUGGGUCUAGAACUUGGACUGUCGCUGGUGUAGGGUUGACCACUUUUGAUGUUGACGACAGGAAAAAGCGUGGUUUUGUAGAUUUUUCCGAUCGAACAUGUAGUUGCCGUGUUUGGCAAGUUUCUGGACUACCCUGUGGGCACGUGAUUGCCGUAUCCAAAUUCUUAGGUGAAACUGACUGCAGUCAUUAUGCUUUCCGAUGUUAUUCCAAUGAAGUAUAUAAAAAAACUUACGAGGAAGCGAUUAAUCCUCUUCCUCAUAAAUCUAUCUGA
Molecule: messenger RNA, 1839 nt
Organism: Helianthus annuus (common sunflower)
Lineage: Eukaryota; Viridiplantae; Streptophyta; Magnoliopsida; Asterales; Asteraceae
Exons: 3
Coding region: 1-1839 (612 amino acids)
Molecular function (GO): zinc ion binding
Source: RefSeq, a predicted model, not a curated record